Anopheles funestus (African malaria mosquito) is the source of this 1616-nucleotide messenger RNA. RefSeq lists its product as uncharacterized. The record is from RefSeq and is a predicted model, not a curated record. The transcript is spliced from 3 exons. NCBI's taxonomy places the organism in Eukaryota, Metazoa, Arthropoda, Insecta, Diptera, Culicidae. Bases 72 to 1334 code for a protein of 420 amino acids.
AUAUAAAUCCAAGGCGAGCUCGAUAGCAGUACAGCGUGCUGAUUUCGUAUCAUCACAUAAUCGUCGUCGACAUGAAGUCUUUGGCAGUUCUGGUUUGCCUGGUGGCGAUUGCAAGCGAUACCUUCAUGCCGCUUCAUGGUGCCUUUAAUCCUGAAAUGGCAAGGUUAUUCCUCCAAAACCAAGGUGGCAUAAAAGGACAGCAGGAGAUUCAGAUUGAACCUCAAAGAGCUCAACAACAACAACAACAACAAAUUCAACACGCCGAAGAAAUAUUUAGACUAGUUGGAAGAAAAUUACAACAGCAAAAAGAAGAACAACAUUCGAAGGAUAUUGGAAGAAAACUACAGCAGCAGAAGCAAGAGGAACAAUGGAAACAGCUUGGAAGAAAACUUCAAAAAGAAAAGCAUCAAUAUCAUAACACGAACAAUCUCAGACAACGAGGCCCUGACGGUGACUGCGAAGAGCAAACACAACAACUUCCGCCCCAGCAGCAGCAGCAUCAGCAGCAGUGGGGUCACAGGCGACGUGCCCCAGAUUGUACGGUUGAUGACAUUGACUGUGAAGAGCAAACACAACAACUUCCGCCCCAGCAGCAGCAGCCGCAGCAGCAGCAGCAGCAGUGGGGUCACAGGCGACGUGCCCCAGAUUGUACCUUAGAUGACAUUGACUGUGAAGAGCAAACACAACAACCUCCGCCCCAGCAGCCGCAGUGGAGUCACAGGCGACGUGCCCCAGAUUGUACGGUUGAUGACAUUGACUGUAAAGAGCAAACACAACAACUUCCGCCCCAGCAGCAGCAGCCGCAGCAGCAGCAGUGGGGUCACAGGCGACGUGCCUCAGAUUGUACCUUAGAUGACAUUGACUGUGAAGAGCAAACACAACAACUUCCGCCCCAGCAGCAGCAGCAGCAGCCGCAGCAGCAGCAGCAGUGGGGUCACAGGCGACGUGCCCCAGAUUGUACCUUAGAUGACAUUGACUGUGAAGAGCAAACACAACAACCUCCGCCCCAGCAGCGGAGACAACGCGACGAAGGCGAUGACUCCGAAGACCAAACACAACAGCCGCCCCAACAGCAGCAGCAGCAGUUUUACCCACGACGGAACCAUCCACAAGACCCCCAAUGCCUGAUAUUCCCUGAACGUUGUGAUUAUGUCGAAGGAGAACGACAAUUUAGGCAGAUCGGAAAGAAGUUGCAACACCAGAAGGAAGUAGAACAAUGGAAACAGAUUGGAAGAAGGCUCCAGCAGGAGAAGCAAGUGGAACAAUGGAAAGAGUUUGGCAGGAAACUUCAGCAACAAAAACAUCAACACUACCAGGUACAACAACAUCAAUAGACAACGGGUGCCUGAUGUUAUAUGAUGCCUAAUGCCGGUUCAACCAUAUAUGCAACUCCAAUACUACACAUCAGGAUCAUCGAUUUGAAGAUAUGCUUGUUAAUUUCAUGAUUAUCUUCCUCUAUGCACUAUAGGCUAUAUUGUAUUUUGUUGGGACUAUCAACAAUACCCUGCUUGAAGAUUACUUGACGUUCAUAUGGGAACUUCUGGGAUUCUUCUUAUGAAAGUUCUCUAUUGUUUUCUUGGUUUUGCUUAAAUAAAAUCCUUUUCAUGCCAACUAUA